Molecule: messenger RNA, 1254 nt
Organism: Paracoccidioides lutzii Pb01
Product: alcohol dehydrogenase
Exons: 3
Coding region: 1-1254 (417 amino acids)
Molecular function (GO): oxidoreductase activity; zinc ion binding
Source: RefSeq, a predicted model, not a curated record
AUGAAGCUGACAUCACCACGAACCUUCCUUCCCGGUACUGGGAUGAGAAAGUAUCAUACGACGGGGCUUCUGAGGACUCUCUCGUCCAGACCUUCCCAUUCCAUCGUCUCCUCGACUUCUGUAUCGAUUCCAGGAAAUAAAUAUAUGCGGUCUCCUGUCUCUGGCGUUAACUCUUUCAAUCAUCCAACUUUUACCACUAAGCGGUUCGCCAGCAUGAAAGCAUUGGUGUAUCAAAGCCAAGGCAAGGUGGCCUUGGAAGACCGCCCGCGCCCAACUCUUCAAUCCUCAACCGAUGCCAUCGUCAAACUUAAGCACACCACGAUUUGCGGUACGGACCUGCAUAUCAUCAAGGGAGAUGUACCAACUGCGAUUCCCGGGCGUAUCCUAGGCCAUGAAGGCGUGGGAACGGUGGAGGAGAUUGGAACUAGUGUUACGAGCGUUAAGCCCGGUGACACCGUGCUCAUCUCGUGUAUCACGGCCUGCGGAGGCUGCUCCUAUUGCCGGAGAGAGAUGUCCUCGCACUGCACCUCGGGUGGGUGGAUUCUAGGCCAUACUAUCGACGGCACGCAGGCGGAGUACGUGCGCAUUCCGCAUGCGGCGUCUUCUCUGUACAAGUUACCUAGCACAGUCAGCUUGUCCGAUGCAGUGAUGUUAUCUGAUGCCAUGCCCACCGGGUUAGAGUGCGGAACAUUGAAUGGGAAGGUGAAACCGGGAAGUUCGGUUGUGGUUAUUGGUGCGGGUGCGGUGGGGAUGUCUGUGAUGAUGACGUCAAUGUUGUAUUCGCCGGCCCUGCUUGUUGUGGUGGAUCUGGAUGACACGCGAUUGGCCAUGGCAAGGAGCUUCGGGGCCCAUGAGACGGUCAACGGCAAGAAUCAAACGGAGGCUGUGGAGAAAUUGAUGAAGUUAACUGAUGGGCAAGGGUUCGAUGCGGUUAUUGAAGCUGUGGGGGUUCCAGGGACUUUCCAGUUGUGUCAGGAUCUCGUUGCGCCUGGAGGGGUUAUUGCGAACGUUGGUGUGCAUGGCAAGAAGGUGGAUUUGCACUUGGAGAAGUUGUGGGAUAGGAAUAUCUCUAUCACCACACGGCUCGUCGAUGCUGUCACCACUCCGAUGCUGCUGAAGCUGUUCAAAGCUGGUAAAUUGGAUCUUUCCAAACUCUCAACGCACCAAUUUUCAUUCGGCGAGUGUGAAAAGGCAUAUGACGUCUUUGGCGCUGCGGCGCAACACAAUGCCAUGAAGGUCUUGAUAAAUAUGUAA